AUGAUAUCAAACUACAUCGGAUGCAAUGAGAUGUAUCACGCAUCUAACACCAAUUCAGACGAAAUAGAAGUACACAAGGCCAAUUUGCUUUCGAGAUUUUUAGACCUGAAAAUAAGCGAUGUGGUGCACAAAAAUGAACUUAUGCAUAAAUACAUGACAUUUUCAUUUAUGCAACUGGUAAUGGCUGUUAAUUGCACUAUGCAGUUCCAAAACUACAUCUUUGAGACAGAAGACGAGUUUGUUAACGUGUUUUCUGGCUGUGUGGCCCUGAGCACGAAGUAUUUGACCGAUAACUGUGUUUCUAACGAAGUGCUCUCAGAAGUGUUGGAUUACGACAUUGAUGACAUGAAUUACAUCGAGAAGAUGACAUUGGGACUGCUUGAAUACGAUCUGUGCGCCACAGACCAGGAAUUACAGGGCGUAAUCGACAGGUUUGUGGAUUUUUCGUAG
Messenger RNA from Enterospora canceri, 450 nucleotides. Lineage: Eukaryota; Fungi; Microsporidia; Enterocytozoonidae. The record is from the annotation of a GenBank genome assembly.